Trichosporon asahii var. asahii CBS 2479 is the source of this 1806-nucleotide messenger RNA. Its product is annotated as DNA-(apurinic or apyrimidinic site) lyase. Gene Ontology annotation, molecular function: oxidized pyrimidine nucleobase lesion DNA N-glycosylase activity; DNA-(apurinic or apyrimidinic site) endonuclease activity. Lineage: Eukaryota; Fungi; Basidiomycota; Tremellomycetes; Trichosporonales; Trichosporonaceae. Gene Ontology annotation, cellular component: nucleus. Bases 1 to 1806 code for a protein of 601 amino acids. The transcript has 5 exons. Gene Ontology annotation, biological process: nucleotide-excision repair; base-excision repair, AP site formation; base-excision repair. The record is from RefSeq and is a predicted model, not a curated record.
AUGACGCUGCGGACGACACGCUCGGCGCUCAACUCGCGCGUGUCCUUGAUCACGACGGACGCAAAGCCCGAUGUCGAGGAGCCCGAGUCACCGCCCCGACGACGGAGCACGCGCUCGGCGGCUCGUCUGAAUCUCGCCCAGUACGCCUACAAGGGCAGGGAGUCGCCUAGGAAGCGCGCCAGGGUGGAACCAGCUAAGGGGGAGCCAGAGUCGGAAGAUGAGGUGUUGACGGAUCUGGACGAGCCGUUGAAUGAAGUCAAGGGUGAGGUCAAGGACGAGGCAGGGCCGUCGACCCCGAGGAAGGCGAAAUCCGCACCAAAGAGCAAGUCUGGCACGCCCAAGAUGCCGAUGGCGAAGCGGGAGAAGGCCCAUCCGGAACCGGCGAAAUGGUAUGAACAGUACCAGCUCAUUGAGCGGAUGCGCGCAGGAAUAAGUGCGCCGGUGGAUACGAUGGGCUGCGAACGGCCGGCGACGAUGGAGAACUUGGACCCAAAGACGAAGGAUGCCGUGACCUCUGCCGCAGUGACGAAUCUGCACCUAGCACUCCCUGGUGGGCUGACGGCCGAGACGCUGGCCGCAGCGGACGAGAAGACCGUUUCCGAGGCAAUCAACAAGGUCGGUUUCUGGCGCCGCAAGACGGAAUACAUCCAGGACGCCGCGCGGGCUCUAUUGGAGAAGUGGGACGGGGAUGUGCCCCAGUCCAUCGAGGAACUGUGCACGCUGAAGGGCGUCGGGCCGAAGAUGGGCUUCCUCGCGCUGCAAGCGGCGUGGAACAUAGGAGACGCGCGUCAACCUCGAGUCGUGGCUGCCGCCGCCGCUGCAUCGGCCGAUCAACCCGUUGCUGGUUGGGUUUGGACAGGUGAGGGUCAAGAGAAGAGCGAGUGCACUGUCCCCCUGCCUUCUACUUUGUACUACUUUCUACGAGUCAUCUGCCUCCCUAUCGGGCCACGAUGCGACAUCUGUCUCCUGGCCAAGGAGAAGCUGUGUCCGUCCCGGACAAAGGUGGACGGGAGCAAGCGCAAAGAGGUCAUUUACGACUUUGGCGAGCCCAAGGUCGAGAUUGCGUACGAGGAGGAGACCAAGGUCGAGCCGGGACCCGAGGUCGGCGAGGAGGUGAAGACGGAAGUGAAGACGGAGACGGUAGUGGACCCUCAGACUGAGGAGACUCUCAUGGAGCGUAUCCCGUCCAAAAAGGAGGUAUCCGAACGUGUGGCCGAGGAAGAUGGCGAUGAGGAUGAAGCCGUUGUAGUACAUGCCGAGGAGCAUUCUGGAUGUGAGCAACUGGAAGUGGAUCGCGAAGGGGAUAGCAAACAACGGAAAGUGAGAAGAGGGACCGAGGUGACAGAAGAAGUGGCAGCUACCGUUCACACAGGCCAGACAGAUCGUCUGACAGAUUGCAGUGGCGCCGCCUCCUCUCAUCUCCUCACCGACGGUCCCACCUGUACCACCCAACUCGUGAAACACUUACACCAAGAAAGCAGCCGCAAACUGCACGCCGUACAGGAGACUCCUGACAACAUGAUGGAUGUAAUUCGCCCUGAUGCCUCCGCUGCUUCCGAGGCCUUUCAGAUCCUUCUUCUCUCGUCGGAUAGCAGCCUGCGCAGCGACGCGGCGGUCAAACUCGCGCGCCAAGCGUCGCCACGCCUCAAUCGCCAUGCAGAGGAAGAAGACGCCAAGCACACUGCCGGCAAACAUGCCUUUGGAGGUGACGUGCCACGACUUGGCGAGGAAGCACGAGUCGAUCGUGUUCCAGUUCCAGAGCAUCGAGACUUCUUGUUAGCGACGGGCGAAGCGAGGGAGCGUUGA